AUGGGGGAUAAUCCGUACAAGAAGUCGCCCGCAUUUGCGACGGCCGAGGAGUAUCAAAGCUCGUCAGAAUAUUCAUCUCGUGAGGGUCAUGAAACUCCAUCCCCAGCAAAUUCAAGCCGUCUAGGUGCAACUGAAAACAAUGAGACUGGCAACAAUCACAACCGCGUUCAUUCCGACGACUGGCGUGCAGCAAAUGCGGUAUGGCGACGUCCGGAAAGCAGUAAGACCCGCAGCGAUCAUCAGGAAGACUGGGGUGCAGCGAAUGCUGCAUGGCGACGCCCUCCAUCACCGGGGGCAGAUGGUUACCCUACCUCGGAAGAAUCCAGGGACGAGGAUCGAGGACCGAACUACGGUUCGAGGCAUGACAUGGACAGAAUUGCCAACCACUCUCGGGGUUCACCGACAGAAGGUAGGGGUAAAAAGGGGCUGACUCAUGCGGAGAUGGCCAUCAUGGGCCGUGGCGGCGGGGAAUUAGAAGGAGGCAAUAACGACGCAGACAACUACCACUAUACGGAUGAAAAUGGAAGGGUUAUUGACGGAAGAAGUUCGGAUGUACGUGACGAGGGUGAUGACACUGAGGAAGCUGAGGACAGUGAUGAAAUGUCUCAACGCUCGACAGAUAGAGAGAGCUCCAAAGCAAAGGCAUGGUCCGAGUGUCAUCCGGUCGUACUCGAAGCCGUGAGAAUUCUGAAUGCCAAGAGUGCCGAUCCUGCAGAACUUGGAUAUGCACGUCUUGCCAGUGCCGGGAAGGGUGCUGUUGAUUAUAUUGUUCGCAAGAGAUCAAUAACAAUAGGCCGUUCAGCUUCAACAUCUGACUGCACCAUCAAAUCGGAGGGACGAUAUAUCUCAAGGAGGCAUGCCAUGUUGUUUUGGAAGCAGGAGGAAAAAGAGUGGGCCAUCCGAUGCCUCUCGGAUAAAAACGGCAUCCUUGUGAAUGGGGUACCCGUCGUUCGGGGGUCGGAUUCUAUCCCUGUGAAAAGCCGAGACCUUAUCGAAGUUGGAGAUGCUGCUUUCUUCUUUUUAGCUGCAACUUCACCUGUUGUGCGAAUCAAUAGUAUUACAGCUCUGGAUAGAACUAUUCGAACUAUCCAACAGGGAGAAGAUUAUGACCGCUCAGAGUAUUUUCAUGCAAAGAAGAACGAUUUGAGGACAGUGCAACAGAAAGGCUUGAAUACGAACAGGAUAUACGAUAACGAACGAAAGAAGCGUGCACAAGACAAGAGCAAACUAAGGUUAAAUGUAGGGCGCCUUGAUGGAUUCUCCGGGACGAAGAAGCGCCGCCGUUCCACAUCGUCCGGCGGGUUAGGUGAUGCCCAGCAUCUUCAGAAAUCGCAGAAACGAUGGAAGAAAUCCCAAAAGGCAAAGAAUAGGGCAGGUUUGGCGGAUAAUGCUUCUAUUCGCGAAUCGGAUGACGACGGACGAACAGACGAAGACGAUCCCGAUGUAACUGAAGAGGAAGAAGAAGACGCAAAGCAGAAGACAUGGCUGGACGAAAAAGCCAAUCGGGGGCAUGGAAGCCUAUUUGGCAGCACUUCACUGCGACCUCAGCAGGACCUCAUGUCUACUGAAAACAAAGAGGAGAUAGAAGAAGCGGAGUUGGACGAAAAUUGGCACUUAGAAUCACCUCCCUCGAAAUAUAGAAAUGACUGGAACAAGAAAGAACGCACAGAUUUCGGUCGGGCUCUUUUCGCAGUGGGUGUUGACCCCGUGUAUGAUGAUGAUGGUUCCAUCGCAUACUACGAUUGGGCUCGAUUCCGGAAGAUAGCAGGAUUGUCGAAAAAAUCAGAUCUGAUGCUUGAAAAUUACUACAUUAAUAUGAUGACCGAUGUGCAUAGCCUUUUAGAAGAAGAAGAGCAGGAAAAACGAACUAAGGGCCCGCGGACCAAGCACAAGCCCGGGUGCGACUGCGUUGUGUGUGAAAACACUCGCAAAUCUCGACGGAAGAAGAGAGAAGAGCGUGAAAAUUCUGCAAUGAAUGAACUACCCGAAGAAGAAAGUGAUGGAGAGGAUGAAGCAGCGGUGAAGAGCAGUGCCAAAUCCAGUGACAAACUCGUUGGUCUUGUCACAGCCCAGAAGCUUCGCGUCAGACUUAGCAUUCACGAUGCGGCAAGACAAGUUCUCAACGGUGCUGGUAAAGCAUUGUUCAAGAAACUCAGUGAACAGCCGGUUCGAGGUUUCCCGAGAUGGUGGCGACCCGGUAUACAUGAUAAGGCACUGAUGCGUGGAACCGCAAUUCACGGCGUAGCUCAAUGGUCAAAUAUAUGGAAUGACCCGAAUCAAAAGGUCUUCAGGAAGCAAAAAGAAGAAGACGGGGAUGCAAUUGUAUGGCCCUCGAAUCAAGCUGCCAUGAAAAGGGUGCGAGAUAUUUCGAGCGGAAUCAAUGCAGAGCUGCGGCGGGAGGCGAAAAGAGCAGCCAAGGAUGAUCAUGUCUCCGGGCGGGAUGUGUAUUACAAGCAGAACAGGCAUAAAAGAACCAAAACUGCUCGUGAAGAGAAGGCUUUUCAGCGAAGAAAAAAGGCAAGUCGACGCUCAAAUUUGUCUGCGGAUGAAUACGAGGACGUUAUGUCGGAUGGUGGAGAAAACGGUGACGGCGAGUCCACGGUCGAAAGCGCUGCAGAGAUGGCAGAAAUUGAAGAUCAAGGUCAAGGUGCUGCCGACGUCCCUACUGAAGAUGACGACGUCUUAGAGAUGGAAGUAGAGGAAGAGAUGGAGAUAGAAGACAAUGGUGACAAUGGUGACAAUGGGGAAGAAACCGAAGAGGAAUCCUCAAAAGGACAGGCUGUCGAGAAGCCAAUAAAAGCUCGCAGCAAUGUCGGUGAUAAUUGGACGGAUGAGGAAGAAGAUGAUGAAGACGUCAUUCAAUAUGAGACAGCCUCCGACAGCGGUUCUGAGUAGACAGAUGAGCGCGAAGGAAUUGUGGAUGGGAGAUUUUGCGCCCCUAAACGCAACAUUAUCUCAUUGUGGAUAACAGUGUCUCCUUGCAGUACGAUUAUGGUAUGUUUUAGAGGCUUUACAUCCUUGUCAGUCGUGCGCUGUGCUUUGUACUCAUACGGUCGUUGUCGAUCAAGUGACAAUCAUUAAAAUCCCUCCAGUGUUCGGAUGGGGCG
Chondrus crispus (carragheen) is the source of this 3107-nucleotide messenger RNA. RefSeq lists its product as hypothetical. Bases 1 to 2895 code for a protein of 964 amino acids. Gene Ontology annotation, molecular function: protein binding. Lineage: Eukaryota; Rhodophyta; Florideophyceae; Gigartinales; Gigartinaceae. The record is from RefSeq and is a predicted model, not a curated record. The transcript has 2 exons.